UGGCAGAGGGGACAUGGGGACAAAGUCACCAAGAUGAGAAAGUGCUUGCAGCAGGUGAAGAAUGACUAGCAAUUUGGCGUUGUUGGAGCAUGACUGCUGGGGCCAAGCUGAGCGGUGCUGGAGAGCAAGCCAGGCUGAGCCUAGGCAUUCCGCAAGGCCCCAUGGAGUGUCAGUGACACUGAGCCAGAUCAACCCGGUCCCGCCCCAUCACCAUGUGGGCUGGCAGGCAGUCACCAGGCAAACAUGAGUAUGAGUCCCAUGCAGACAGGUGGCCCCAGAGGCAGGAGAGGUGUCAAGCUGAGCUUCCCAAGAAAAGGGGGCCAGUGUGAGGGACAGCAUGGCAGAGAGGAGCAAUGGCAGUGGUUGAUGAGACUGAGGAAGGCAGGCAGAGGGAAGGGGUGGCCUGGCUAGCUCAAAAGCCCUCCGCUGUGCAUGCAUAGAGUCUGCAGGUGGGCCUGGAACCUUCUUUCUUGCCCGGGCAUGCUGGAGCGAGCACAGGCAGCCUCCAGGCUCCACAGGUGGCAGUGGUUGUCUGUUAAGAUGAGUAGUGACGGCCCCCUGCUUGUUUGCUGUGAGAGGAAGGCUGUGGUCUAUGUCUGCUGUUCCCUCAGUUUCCUGUGCUUUCUCUACCUUCAAGGACUCUUGCUGGUCCCCUGGGUCCUCAGAGCUUGUUUGGUGGCAUUUUCUGGGAGAGGAAGACAGACACAUGUAUCAACAGAUUCCCUCCAUAGGAGAAAGGGUUGCUUCCAUGCUUAGGAAGAAGGAAAUGGGCUCCAGGCAAGCUGGGAAGUAGCGCAUGACAGGGCUCCACCCUGUCUCUUCCUGAGAGGCACCCAGUGCCAGGCCCCGGGGGCUCAUUGAUCAGAGUAGGGUAGUCAUUUGCUCUGCUGGUGGUGCGCCCAUCUUCUCUCGUGAAUGGACGCGAGAAGGGAGUAAUCCACUAGUCCACAUCUCAGCUCUGAGAUUUGCCUCAGAUUUGGGGUCUAGUACACCCUCCCUGGAGCCCACUUCCCUCAUGUCUGGGAGAUAGUCCUAUACCACAUGCCUCACUGACAGUCUCCAAGUGUUACCUGGCUCAGAACAAAUCAGACAUUCAGUGGUGCUUGAUAAAAUGCCCUGUCAGUGACCGGAAUCAGACCCCAGGUACAUCCAGCCGUCCCCCAGACCCAGUCUCCCUUUGGGUUUCAGACUUCAUCUAGGGCUGAGGUCCCCAAGCUAUUAAGUGGAGACUUGUCGGCAAGGGCUUCGAGGACAAUGGGGCCACUGCUGGCCUUGUCCAAAGCAGGGAGAGAGACAGCCCAGCCUGUUCCACCCUCUACAGCCUUAGGAUAGCUACCAUGUGGAGGGCUGAAAACCCCCACCCUCCACCUCCCAACCCCCAACCCAUCACUGAUGCUUAUGGGAACUUUUUCCCAGUGACAAAAUUUAAUCCUAAGUAAAUUUUUUCCUUUUGAUAUUUUAUCUGUAGAAAAGAUGACAAAUCCAGAAAAGUACACAUUUUUUCAAUUACCCAGCAUUCCACCACCCAGGCGUAACAAAUGAACAUUUCUCUUCUUCUGUGAUGGUCUGUGCAGCGAGUCUUUUAAAUGGUAUUACGCAGCUCUCAGCACAUCUGCCUCAUCCUGAAACCCGCCUAGUUUCCAGGCCAGCCAGGAGCUCUUGCGGGUGUUACUGGCCCACCUCAGUGACUGCUUGACAGUAUCUCAGCUCUGAGCAUGCCUGCACAUGUGUCCUCCCGAGUCCAUGUGUCAGGCCUGACCACAAGAGCUCCAGGGAGGCCGUGGCCCUAUGGCAGGCACACACGUGGUACUGUCCUCCCGCAGGGCGGCGCCAGAGCAGGGCUAAGGCAGGUCUCUGUCCUUUAUUAUACCACACACUGUCCAGCCCACCCCCAGCCACAGGCAGGGGUGGAUGAGCAGGGUCCCAGCAGAGCAUAAAGAGACUCUCAGCAUCGCAGGCCUCACAGCCUACAGAUCAGUCAUGUAGGUCUCUGUACAUCAACCAAUGUCGCCUCCCGGCAGACAGGACCCACCUUCUUGCUCCUCUGACCAGAAAGCCAUGUACACCAAGGGCAGGGUCUACCAGAAAUGCAGCCCCAGGUCAGGACAUGCACUUGACAGAUCCACAGUUGGGGGGGGGGUGUCUCCCUACAGCAUACCUAAGGCUAAGGUAGAACAUGCAGGCCUGUGGGUGGGAACAGAACCUCCAAAAUAAACCCAACCAGUGACCAAGGAACCCUACCAUAGUGGGACUGAGGGCCACCAAAGAGCUCAGAGCCUCUGGAGCUACCAGCAAGGGCUCUCAGAUGCACAGCUGCUCCUCAACAAUCUUCCCCUCUUGGCCUCAGCCGGGGGCUGCAGCCCUACCCUGAGCCCCCAUAUGUUCCAAGCAGCUCUGUCCUCUUCACCCACAGGCUGCACACCCCCUGGGUGCCCUUGUGCCUCGAGCAGCCCCGAGUCCAGCAGGGCUGCCUCGCUAAGUCCUCACCCUCACUCUGGGACAGGUAGGGCACCUGUCGUCUCCUCCUCUGCACCCUUGCUCCUUGGUGCCUCUUUGCCUGUUCCAGGACUUAUGUCCCAUGUCUGCAUCCUGGGACAGACUCAGGGUCUCUUGGCUCACAAUACAUUGUCCCUAUAGCCCAGCUCCAUUCUGAACUCCUGUAAGUGGCAGAGAAGCCUUGAGCCAUGGGGUCGGCUCUCUAAUGCCUACCUAGGCUUCCAGUGGAAGACAGGACUCAAGACAGCGCUCUGCAGCUGCGCCUCACUUGCCAGGGUCCUCAGCCUCACUGCUGGGGCGGGUGGGGCUCCGGCUGCUCAGUUCCUUGGCCCCCCUCUUCCCUGUGCAAUGUUAAGGGACUGUUUCCAUAGCUCCUCUUGACGCCUUGACGGACUGUAGUCUGUGGACUGAAAUAACACCUCCCCACAGAAGAGAAGAAGCUGUUGCUGUGUCUGGGUGCCAGGAUACACUGACCAGGCUGUGUCACCUAUCUAGCUAUCGCCUUACCCCUUAGGAGUUCAGGAGUCUACAGCUGACCCUAGCAGCUCCCACACAGCCACACCUCCCACACUGUCCCAUUGUGUCAGGUGGCUCUCAUACCCAGCAUAGGUGCAAGCGACAGCCGUGUUCCUUGUAUGUGGAUAUACUGUUCUGCUGUAUGGGUGUGGAAACUGAGGCCCUGGGAGGAAUCCAGUUAGUCUGUUGGAGGAAAGGACACUGGACAGAGAUAUUGGCAACACCCAGGGUCCUCUCUCCAAAGCUUCUGACCCCAGGUUGUGACCAGGUGUGAGGGAGGGGCUGCCAUGGCCCUCUCUAGGUUGUAGGGUUCAGGGGCAGGCUGGAAGCAAUGGGACACAGACCGGCAGGUGGGGCCCACAAAGGUGGCUGGUGUGGGAAUGAGUCUCAACCAUGACCCAAGGUGCAGUGGGAGGCCAGGCCAGGCAAAGUCCUUCGGGUGGAACAGCACCAGACACAAGGAGGACACAAAGGGGAACACCCCCAACAAUGACUAGGAACUGAGCAUGUGUGUUUGGGUGAUGUAAUCCCUGGAGCAAGCAGACUGGGUGGAGAUCCAGAGGCUCGGGCUCUGUUGACCAACAACUGUCCUGGAAAGGUAGGUGGCUGUGAUGGCUGAGAGGAGCAUGGGCAGGAAGGGCUGGCAGGCCAGCGAGUCGCCCUUUGUCUGGAAGACUGCCGGAUGGCCCAGUGCCCUGCAGGAGCAGAAGGGCGAGCUGCGCAAGCGGCUGUCCUACACCACGCAUAAGCUGGAGAAGCUGGAGACGGAGUUUGGCUCCACUCGUCACUACCUGGAGAUUGAGCUGCGGCGGGCUCAGGAGGAGCUGGACAAAGUCACGGAGAAGCUGCGCAAGAUUCAGAGCAACUACUUGGCACUGCAGCGGAUCAACCAAGAGCUGGAGGAUAAGCUGUACCGGAUGGGCCAGCACUAUGAGGAAGAGAAGCGUGCGAUGAACCAUGAGAUUGUCGCCCUCAACAGCCACCUGCUGGAGGCCAAGGUGACCAUUGACAAGCUGUCAGAGGACAACGAGCUCUAUAGGAAGGACUGCAAUCUAGCGGCCCAGCUGCUGCAGUGCAGCCAGACCUACGGCAGGGUCCAUAAGGUGUCCGAGCUGCCCUCGGACUUCCAGCAGCGUGUGAGCCUGCACAUGGAGAAGCAUGACUGCAGCCUGCCUUCCUCACUCUGCCAUUCGGCCUACGCUGACAGCGUGCCCACCUGCGUCAUCGCCAAGGUGCUGGAGAAGCCAGACCCUGGUAGUCUGUCCUCGCACCUGUCUGAAGCCUCUGCUCGCGACCUGGGCUACCGCGACGGAAUGGAGAAGUCUGGCUCACGACCCCAGUACAAGGAAGACAUCUACUGCAGCGACACAGCUCUCUACUGCCCUGAUGAGCAUGAGCGCCAGCGCCAGCGUGACCGGCGUCCCAGCGUCGACACGUCCGUGACCGAUGUGGGCUUCCUGCGUGCGCAAAAUUCCACCGACAGCGCCGCAGAGGAGGAGGAAGCCGAGGCUGCGGCCUUUCCCGAGGCCUACCGCCACGAUGCCUUCCCGGGCUACGCGGCCUCGCUGCCCACCUCCAGCUCCUACUCCAGCUUCAGCGCCACGUCCGAGGAGAAGGAGCACGCGCAGGCCAGCACGCUGACCGCCUCGCAGCAGGCCAUCUACCUGAAUAGCCGCGACGAGCUCUUCAACCGCAAGCCGCCCUCUGCCACCUAUGGGAGCAGCUCUCGCUAUGGCAAGGCCGCGGCCACCCUGGCCUCCCCGCUCGAGGCCCAGGUAGCCCCAGGCUUUGCUCGGACAGUGUCUCCGUACCAGGCCGAGUCCUACCGCUACUCGCCCUCCGCAGAUAGCCCGCAGACUGCUAUGCCUCCAAACCUGUGGAACCUGAGGGCCAAGCCAACCGGUAAUCGUUUUGCCGGAGGAGACAUUCGAGGCCAUUGGCGCCCCCUGAGCGUGGAGGAUGUCGGCGCCUACAACUACCAGGCUGGCCACGCAGGCCGUGCCUCGCCCUGCAACUUCGGAGAACGUUUCUAUGGCGCUGGCCGUGGCCACGGCCGCCGCGGCCCUGGUAGGAGCCACAGCAACCAUGCUGAGGGCCGUGCCAGCCCCCUGUAUGCCUCCUACAAGGCUGAUAGUUUCUCGGAGGGCGAUGACCUCUCCCAGGGUCAUCUGGCAGAGCCCUGCUUCCUCCGUGCAGGUGGCGAUCUGAGCCUGAGCCCUAGCCGUUCAGUUGACGCUGGCUAUGCAGCCAGUGAGGGGGAUGGGGAUAGGCUCGGGGUGCAGCUGUGUGGGGCUGUCAGCAGCCCCGAGCCCGAGCAUGGUUCCCGGGAUUCCUUGGAGCCAAGCUCCAUGGAAGCCUCUCCUGAAAUACACCCUGGCAGUCGUCUCAGCCCCCAGCGGGCCUACCCCAGGACUGGAGGUUCUGGGCUUAGUCGUAAGGACAGUCUGACUAAGGCCCAGCUCUACGGAACCCUGCUCAACUGACUGCCACCAGUAAACUGCAGUCAGGGGCCCCCACCAAACCUGCCCCAUAUAGAGAGUAGUCAGCCCCCACGUGACCAAACCCAACCGAGGAACUCUAGUUCCUCUGACCCUCUUACCAACAACCCAGUAAAAACCCAAGAAGACAACCCUCUCUGCCACCGUGGUGUUCACCCCUAGCCUCUGCUACAAACUCCACCCAGAACAUUUACGCAGUGCGCCCUGCCCUGAAGUGAGCAUCCCCCGUUUUGUAAGUGAAGCUAUUUUUAUAGGGAAAAGGAUGUUUCUUCCUGUGCUUGCCUCCAGCUCCUUCAUUUCCAGUGAGGGUGUGUGGGGCCUGCCCCAGGGAAGGGGAGGCUGGGGCCCUAGGGAGACCAGUCUCCACAUGUGGGGAGAAGCUAGCAAGCCAGCAACAAGGGAAUGCUGAUAUUCUGUCCACUAAGGAGGGGAAACAGCCACUCAGGGCGCAGAAAUCAUCUUAAGCACCCAUCUCACAGUGCAACCAACACUCUGCCCUGAUCUACCCUGAGCUCGUCCCAUGGCCUGGCCUGUAGGCCCAAGAGAGGCCAGAGAUACCCCCUAGAAUAGCCGGUGCUUGGUCCUCCUCUUCCCCUCCCAACACCACCCGACUCUACCUCCUCCGACAUGAGGUUUCUCCCACCCCACCCCGCCCCGUGAACCUGUACUGUGUGAUGCAUGCCGUCUACUAGUGCUGUAGUUCAGACUCCUCAAUAAAGCACAGCAGUGAAAAAGAAUUCA
Molecule: messenger RNA, 6251 nt
Organism: Alexandromys fortis (reed vole)
Lineage: Eukaryota; Metazoa; Chordata; Mammalia; Rodentia; Cricetidae
Gene: Begain
Product: brain enriched guanylate kinase associated
Exons: 6
Coding region: 3624-5495 (623 amino acids)
Cellular component (GO): synapse
Source: RefSeq, a predicted model, not a curated record